Molecule: messenger RNA, 2339 nt
Organism: Morone saxatilis (striped sea-bass)
Lineage: Eukaryota; Metazoa; Chordata; Actinopteri; Moronidae
Gene: proser3
Product: proline and serine rich 3
Exons: 13
Coding region: 124-2238 (704 amino acids)
Source: RefSeq, a predicted model, not a curated record
AGCACCUGUAGUUUGUAGUCAAAGAGCUGAGUUUGGACCAGGCAUAAAUCAGACCCACACUGGAGCAACUUCUACUGUGCAUCCUGUCCUAUUAUCAAUCACCUGUGACGUCCUAAAGCUGUAAUGAAAUCCAGUGGACCUGUGUUCACAAGGCAGAAUCCCUUGAAGGCAGCAUCCAGGGUGGGGAAGGCACACUACCACCCACCCCGCAACCAGCCCCUGGCAAAGAAAGACAAAAAAACAACUUUGAGUCCUGUACGCUCAAACCAGCGAGCAAGUCCUCAGUUACACAGCCCCGAGAGCCGACAGCAGUUUGAGAAGUAUGACGCCACGGAUGGGCAACUUGUUUUUGAAGAGUCCUGGCCCUCCACUGACUGUGAAUCUUCUUCUGCCAGCACUACGACCUCAUCUUACAUGGAAAUGCCCAAACAGUCUGAGAGAACAGGAAAAUCCACAGUUUCAUCAGAGCUAGGAGUUCAGCAGGAUUCAGUGCUGUCAAAGUACAUUGACCGCUUUCGCCAUGGUCGACCGCAGAGUCGAGAGGAGCGCCAGCAAACGGAUUCUGCUGUUGGGGAGAAGCAGCUGCCUUUUUGGUGGCUGUCAACAUCAUCUUUACCCCCCAGUUCAACACCAACUAAAGGAACAGACAAUGAUGCUGUCCAGCCUCUGAAAGAUGACCACGGAUCUGCCAUUUUCAGUCCAGCUGGACAGCGUCGACGUGACAGAUGCCUCUCCCCAUGCAGAGGAUCUCUUAGUAUUCUGUCGGAUACCACCCAAGGUGAAUUCGAAGACACAGAGAUACUACACCUUCAAGAAAGGGCCAACAGACUUCUGCUGAGAGAUGACUGUACUCUGAGUGAUGGGUCUAUCCAUGUCAGCUCAGAGGGCCUGGGAUGCUCAGAUUUCUCUUCUCCAUUCAGCGUAGAUGAGCCACUGCAAAGACCUUUGAUUCCCAGUAUGAUAAAAUCGACUACUGCAAAGGCCAGCUCAGACUUAGUUCAAGCUGCGUCCUCCCAAAAGUCUUAUACCAUUCCUUCUCUGGUUCCACCCACACGCCCGGAAGAGGACAUCUUGUUCCAGUGGCGUCUAAGGAGAAAGAUGGAGCAGGCCAGGGAGUGGCCCCAGUCCUUGCACCAAUCCGGACUUCAUGGUCCCACAUUUAGCUGGCAAGCCCCCAACUUCAGCCAUCCCUCAGCCAGUGGACAGGCUUACAAGCAACCGCAUUGUUCUCAACCUCCUGAAAUCUCACAAAACGCUACACUUCCACACAUCGCCGCUCCCCAGCCAGAAACCAAAGAAGCCCACGCAUCAUGUCCCCCAGCUUCAGGUCCACCUCUCUUCCCUACCUUUACUAUCUCUGGCUCUGCAGUCUCUCAACCCCAGGCUAUUGCCCAUGUUCCCGCCCACAUGCAUUUACUCUGUGAUGUCUUGCCCUGUCCCAUCCAGUCAUCUCAUGCUAGCUCGCAACAAAACGUUUCACAAAUUAUUGACACGUCUCGGAACAAAGUUGUCCGUAAAAAUACGCAAGUUUCUGGGAACUCAACGGAUACCUUCACUGAUGAGCCUAUUUGCGAACAUGUGCCAUCCCCGCCACCUGUUUCAUCUGGAGUUCCAAAAGGAGAGGGGCCUAGUCACCACAAAAGACCUGAGAGGAACAAGAAAGAGAAAGCCCAGGCAAAAGAGUCAGAGAAGAACGAGAAAAAGACAGCAAUGUCCUUCAGAAAGCAGAAGAAAUCAAGAUAUACUGUGGAUAGGGAACAUGCUGAUGCCACUGGCUCUACAAACAGGAGUUCUUCACAUCAAAGACUUCCCCAAAAGGUUGUGCCGUGGGCAGAGCAGCAGCAACGGGAGGCAAACCAGGCCUCUUCCAGUGAGAGAUGUACUGGUGAUUAUGCACUAGCACCUUCUCCGAUCCACAGUGCCUUAGGACAGGUAGUUUCAGAGGUAUUGUUCCAAACAGCGGAUUCAUCUCCUGCACUAAGGACCCCUGUCGCGUUGGGUUCUCCUCCUUGCGAAGCCUCUGCACCUUCACAAUCCUCAGUUCCUCCGUGCGAUGCCCACAACUCUAUGGAGGUCAUUACACAGCUGCUGCAAGAGGCUGAAGAUUCAGAUGAAAAAGAGUUUGAAGAUGACCCUCUAUUAGAAGUUCUUCGAAAACAGAGAACAUGGGUAAAGGAGCAGAUCAGGGAAGUGGACUCGAUGUUGAAUGAAUUCCCGGAUGAGCAACAAGUUACUUAAACGUUCACAAGAGGCACUUGAUGUAGUCACUUUUUUUAUUUUAUAAAGAAAUAAAGUUUAUUUUUGAAAGAAAUAUUUCCACAUUAAAGAGUUUGGCGAUA